ACUGUAAAUUGUGACUUCUUAAAAGAAAGUGGACAGAAAGUGAAAUGAUUAAGUUUUUUAUUUUAUUUUUCCUUAUUGUGGGCAUUACCUAUGGACUUCCAAAUGAUUUCAGCCAUAGGGAUGGUUUUAACCCCCUCAAUGUGACUGAAAUGAUUUCAUCAAAAGGAUAUCCAGUAGAAUCCCAUGUUGUUGAGACUGAGGAUGGCUACUUGCUAACCAUGCACCGUAUCCCGUAUGGAGUAGCUAAUGGAUCAGGACCUGCCCCCAAUAAAUCCGUUGUAUUCCUUCAACAUGGUUUUCUCUCAUCGUCUGCAGAUUGGGUUGUAAUUGGACCAGAUAAUAAUGCCCUAGGAUACCUUCUUGCCGAUGCAGGUUAUGACGUAUGGAUGGGUAAUGCAAGAGGCAAUACGUGGUCAAGGAAGCAUAUUACAUUGGAUCCUGAUAAUCCACUUACUCGUCAGAAAUUUUGGAAUUUUAGUUGGCACGAAAUUGCAAUUUAUGACAUUCCCGCUAUGAUUGAUUUUAUUCUCAAUACAACUGGACUGACGAAGCUUCACUACGCCGGACAUUCUCAGGGGACAACUGUCUUGUUCAUCCUGUGUUCCCUGAAGCCUGAGUACAAUGAUAAAUUUAUUUCAGCGCAUGCUUUGGCACCAGUUGCCUACAUGUCUCAUGUUAAGAGUCCUUUUUUCCAAGCUUUUGCACCAAUAAAUUUUCCUCUUUCUACCCUUACCACGCUCCUAGGCGUGGAUGAGUUUGCUCCUAGCACUACAGCCUUCCAACUAGGUGGAUAUGCAGCCUGUCAAGAUGAAUCACCAGUUCAAGGCUUAUGCUCUAACAUUUUGUUUCUCAUGAGUGGCUUUGAUCCUCCGCAACUUAACCAAACUAUACUUCCGGCCUUCUUGGCUAAUUACCCUGCUGGUUCAGCAACAAAACAAUUUAUCCAUUACUUACAACUUGUUAAUUCGGGUCGUUUCUGUCAAUACGAUUAUGGAGCGGUUCAGAAUUUGCUAAAAUACGGAUCAAGCACACCUCCUGACUAUCCUCUUGGCCAAAUAACAGCCCCAAUCGCACUCCACUACAGUGACAACGACUGGCUAAGUGCUGUUGUAGAUGUUAUGCAAUUGGAAUCUGAACUUUCUAACAAUACCAAUUUUAUUGGAGCCUUUCAUGUUCCUUAUGACGAUUUUAAUCACAUGGACUACCUACUUGCUAUUGAUGUCAAACUUUAUGUUUAUGAUUUAGUUCUCAGCAUAAUCAGAUAUUAUGAUGUGUAGAAUGUUAAUGCGUUAAAGGAAAUUAAAAUAUAAUAAAAUAC
Molecule: messenger RNA, 1318 nt
Organism: Lutzomyia longipalpis
Lineage: Eukaryota; Metazoa; Arthropoda; Insecta; Diptera; Psychodidae
Product: lipase 3-like
Exons: 3
Coding region: 45-1277 (410 amino acids)
Biological process (GO): lipid metabolic process
Molecular function (GO): hydrolase activity, acting on ester bonds
Source: RefSeq, a predicted model, not a curated record